AUGAACUUUUCCCCACAAUUAGGAUUUCUAGCUGAAAAGUUUUAAGAAAAAUAAUAAAACAAUAGGAUCACAAAAAGUGAUUUAGAAUAAAUACUAGAAACUGCUAAUUAUUGUUAAUCUGAUAUUUAAUCUUUAAUCUAAUAAUUUAAUGAGGAUGAAAUAAGUAAAAGUAAUUUGUUAUAUAGCCUAUAAUUAGUUUUUGUCGAUUGUGGGAGUAUCUGAAAAUAGUCAAAAUAUAUAAACCUAUUAAUAAAAUAAUGGUUAUGAGAUGGUUUCUGAAAAAUAAUAAAAGUUGACAUCUGAAUAACUUCAAAGUAUUUAUGAUGAUUAUAAAAUUGCAUUAAAAAAUUAAGAUUUCGAAAAAACUAAGUCAAUUUUAAGUAUUUGAUAUUAUAUAAAUAUAAGAUUAGUAUAGAGAUAUUGAUUUAGUUAAUAAAAUAGAUCCAUCUUAAAGAUAAAUCUCAACAUACAUAGUUGUUUAGGGUCCUGAUGAUAAUAUAGCAUUGUAAACAUUAGAAUUGUUGUUUGAUUUUGGAGCCAACUUAAAUUACAAAGAUUAAUUAGGUCAAUCGAUUUUAUUUUAUAUAUGCAGAGAUGGAAGAUUAAGACUUCUUGAUUAUGUAUUGUCAACCAAUACUGUAAAUGUCAAUGAUUAAGAUAGAUAUGGAUAAACACCAUUGUUUUAUGCUGCUAGAGAUAAUAGAUAUGAUAUUGUCAUUAGGUAUUAUAAUAAUUGUCUAUAUUUUAGAUUAAUACAAUAUGGAAUAGAUAUUAACAUUGUUGAUAAACUCUCUAGUUAAACAGCCUUAUUCUAUGCAGCCAAUGGAGGACAUGUUGAAAUAUGUAAAGUAUUAAUAGAAGUAUAACAAUAAUAAUUAAUUAUAGAAUGGAUGUAAUCCAGGUUAAGUUGAUUCAUCUAAGAAAAAUGCUUUAUUUUUUGCUAGAAAAUACAAUAGAAAGGAAGUGAUAGAUCUAUUUAAUAAUUACUUUAAUAAAAAUAAAGAUGAUAUGUCUAAAAAUAGUGGAGGAAAUGAUAAUAGUAAAGGAGAAGCACCAAGAUCAUAAUAAUAAUAAUAAUAAUAAUAAUAAUAAUAAUAAUAAUAAUAAUAAUAAAAGAGGAAAUUUAAAGACAUUCCUAAAUAAUCAUAUAAAUUAAUAUUUACAGAUAAUUAAGGAAAUUAAAGAGAAUUAAAUUCUAUUGAGUUUUAAAAGUUUCAAUAAGAAUAUCCAGAAGUUGCUAAUCUAAUAGUUAAUGCUGAUGAAUUGAUUGAUGAUACUAUCAUUAAUUAGAUUAAGGAUGAUGAUACAUGGGAGAAGAUUGCUAAAAAAGUAUUAGGUAUUAAUAAUAAUCAUUUUAUUAGGAAUUAUUUGGAAAGCAAAAGGUGCUCAUUUUUUCCAUCAACCUGUUGAUUAAAAGAAGUAUGGUAUCAGUGAUUACUUUGAAAUAGUUACAAAACCAAUGGAUUUUGGAACUAUUAAAGUACUAAUGUAUUAUAAAAUAGAAUAAAUUAAAUUCAAAUGUGUAUAGUUCUUGCUAAGAAUUUUAUGAU
Paramecium pentaurelia is the source of this 1550-nucleotide messenger RNA. Lineage: Eukaryota; Ciliophora; Oligohymenophorea; Peniculida; Parameciidae. The record is from the annotation of a GenBank genome assembly.